GCGGAAGGAGGAGUUGUACACAACACUUAAUGGUAUUCUCACUGGAUUGGUGGUGGUUCUUGAUCCGAUGCUUCAAAAUACGCAGUAUUCGUCACUGCAUGCAGCUGGCUUCAAGGUUAUCAUCCACGAUCCAACUGAGUAUCCAGGUUCUCAGUCCAGUUCGAAGAUCAUAUCCCCUGGAAAUGUAGCAUAUUUGCAAAUAGUUGGUACAAAGAUGGUAAGUAGUGAAGCUGUCAAACAAUUGCCAAUCAGCCAACGCGAUUGCAUAUAUGGAGAUGAAGGUCCAAAGAAGGCUUUUCAAGCAUUUGACGGCCCUUACAGUGAUUCUAACUGUUUAACAGGAUGUGAAGCAAAGGCCUUUUAUGCUAGAUGCGGAUGUGUGCCUUACUAUUAUGCUUAUUUUGGUGGAGCGAUUUGUAACAUAACAGAAAUCCCAUGCCUUCUUAAUGUAAAAAGUGAUAGAGCCCAAAACGCAAAGCAAUCAAUGUGCGAUUGUAUGCCACAGUGUGAGGAUGAUUUUUACGAAAUCCUUUCCACUACAUCUAAGCUUGAAUACAACCAGAGUAUGUGCGUAUACUCAUUUGAUUCGCUUAACCUAAGGAAUGAUCACACAGUGGUGAAUAUAUUUUUCCUGGGACAGACACAAACUAUUUAUUUGAGGGAUACUAUAACAUCAACCGUUUAUUUAUUGUCUUCAUUUGGGGGAGUAUACAGUCUCUUCAUAGGAUGCAGUUUGAUAACAAUUAUCGAGAUCUUAUACUAUUGCUUCUUCAGAUUCGUGGUUAACCUCAAAAUAUUUGGAAAAGUAACAACUGACUACGAAGUAUCUCAAAAACAACACCACAAGAGGACAAGGAACCUUACCAUAGGAAUGACCAACCCAGACCACAAACACGAUUUCUACUAUGAAAAUAUUUAUUUACCUUAACUAAGAUUCUAUAACAUUCAUAAUUACUUUAUUAUGUAACGUAUUUGUUAAACUCAUUAUAGUUGGAAACAUAUGUGUAUUACAAAAAUUUAUGAAACCUCACUUAGGUCUGAAUUGCUAAAACUCCAAGAACAAAC
Messenger RNA from Acanthoscelides obtectus, 1065 nucleotides. The record is from the annotation of a GenBank genome assembly. NCBI's taxonomy places the organism in Eukaryota, Metazoa, Arthropoda, Insecta, Coleoptera, Chrysomelidae.